UUGCCAUGGAUGCAAAUAUGACAACAGUAAUUUACAGUAUGUUAAACAUAAGUUUGGAACUGUCAAAUGAAGUAUGAACAAAACUACAUAGUGUCAGUGUAUAAAAGUAUUAAUUUUUGUAUAGACCGAAAUGAUUUCCACAGUGUCAGACUUUAUUUCAGGAUCAACCACAAAUGCCUAUCAUCCAAAAUCAAAGGAUCUUGACUUAUGUUAUGCAUAUCCCAAGCUGGAAAAGCUAGAUAAACUUAAUGACGUGCUUAGCAGGGAUAUCAGAGACUAUAGAAGCUUUCGGAAAAAGACUCUUUUCGAGGAAGAUGGUAUUUACAUUGGUGCACAAGGUCCACUUACAAAAACAGUAGUGAAGCCUUAUCAGCUCGAACGGAGAGUUGUUACUCGAUUUACACCACGGCAGAAUGGUAAACUCAUGGAAAUUGCUAUACGAGAGGUCAAAUUUAUUACUAUUGGUAAUUCAAGUUCUAUGAUUCAAGUCACAGCUGUAGCAAUCUUGUUUCAUUCAAAAAUUAUUUGCAAAUCUACUUCUCCAUUUAAUAGACAACUGUAUAAAAUCUUAAUGAGAAAUUCCACUGAGCCUAACAGUCUAUCAAUACAAGUAUUUACGAAUCAUGAAAACUCAAGCAUGUUACCAUUGCCAUUACCAAAGUGUUGUAUAAAAAACCACAAACUUGAGAUAGAAUUUUCUAUUAAAACCAAAGAAGGAAAAAUCCAUUCCGGAAUUGUAUUCUGUACAGUGGGUCUAAAUAUUCAAGAAUCACAAUCAAGAAAUCCAGGCUCCACAUAUUUUUACACUUCUAGUAAUGAUCCAAAUGAUCCUAGAAACUGUAUGACGCUACUGAAGCCAAAAAAAUUUAAUUCCUUAAAUGAUGUGAAUUAUUUUCUCUUGGAAGAUCCAGCUUUGUGCCUUUCUGGAGAUAUUGCAACUUCUAAGUCCUACGUAAAGUUACCAUGCCCUAAUGACAAUGUGAUAAUAGAACAGCCGGCUCUUUCCAUCUUGGAUAUUCCCUUCAGAGACUGGUUUAAUAUCAGAAGACCUUUGAGACCCUCUUCGGGAUAUAGCAACAAGCAUCGAGUCAACAGAAAAGAGGUCUUAGUGGUGAGCAUACUUCGUGGUGUGGAGGUCCCGAUUCGUGAAGAGUCUGCUCAAAUACAACCGCUUGUCGAGGUAGAAUGGUGCGAUACAAUUCGUCACACAAAGGUAUCAGAAGGUCCAGCUCCAAUUUGGCAAGAAACUUUAAAGUUUGAAGUUGCUCUGACAACCAAGGAGCAUUUUUUAACCGUGAGGCUUUUUGAUCAGCACCCUAUAUGGGGUUUACAGUUCCUUGGUGAAACCAAGAUACCCAUAGACAGAGAGAGAAGGCAUCAGGAAAUGGAAAGAUGGGUCAGCUUAUCUCCUUUGUGUUCACCUUUAUUAUCAUUUGGCUAUGUUCCAGCUAGUCCUGGCAGUUCGUGGACUAGAAUUUAUGUCUUAAUAAGAUUUGAUCAGCCCUGUAGUAACAGACUACCAGAAAUAGGAUCAGUCGAACGUCUCGAGAAAGCAAUACAAAGAUGUAUAACAGUACCAUAUAAAAUACCCAAUAUCGAAGAACCAGAAGAUGCUUUGAGACUCGCAGUACUCUUGGAAAACUUACCUGCACACUAUGGACCUCUUGCACCGAGGCAAGCUCUUCGUUUGAAUAAAGUCGACAUUUAUGGAAGAGCAGCUCUGCUCGCCGUUUUCCUCCAGGGUCUUGGACUUCAUGCUUAUGUACUCUUGGGCGUUUCACAAAUAAGAAAAUGGGCAACCUUCGUUCUAACCAUGGACGAUAAUAUCCCAAUUUUAUGGGAUCCUGAAAAUGGCGAACAUUAUGACUUGGGCGACAAUCGUUGCUCCCUAAUAAGUGUAUCUCGCUUAAUAAAUCAUCAAAACAUCUGGCAAAACAUUCAAAAGUCAACGACGCCUCUAAAUUUGAGAUAUAACGUUAAGAAUAUCAAAGAUUGGCGUCCAAUUGGUCCAGGAACAGGACCCGGCAUUAGGCCGGUGCAAAUUCUUCAAUUGCGCAAUGAAUUCAACGAGCAGAACGACAUAGAAGUUUCACAAAAAAUGGAGGACACCCUAAAGGCGAAAUUGAGCGAAUGGCGAAGUGCGCUGAGUUUACCAACGAUAUUUAAUCGUCACGCUACUUCGAUUCUUCGUACAUUCAUCUCAAAAUUAAAUGACACGCCUAGAGCCCGGCUUGAUAAAAAGGAAUUACGACAGUUGUACAGGGCUUAUCAUACUCAUGGCUUCGUUUUGAAUUUACGUCACAUGAGCUUAGAUGACCUGACAUCGCAAUUUCGUACAAUAAAAUUACAGGAGACGACUGGACCAGUGGAAUUUUCUCUAGUCUGUCACCUGCAACGUUUUGUAGGAAAUACGUGUUCCAUAUGGUUGGCGACUGUAGUGAUAAGGAGCAAAGACUAAUUAAAUUGAUCCAGUUAAUCAGACUAAUUAAGAAUAAUUAAAAGAAUCAUCACAUUUUCCCAGGUCAAUUUGACAGAGUGAGCUAUCUGUUGUGUUCUUUGCAAAAUAGUUUUUACGAUUAAGGAUU
Messenger RNA from Cephus cinctus (wheat stem sawfly), 2585 nucleotides. RefSeq lists its product as uncharacterized. The transcript has 3 exons. Gene Ontology annotation, biological process: protein localization to ciliary transition zone; non-motile cilium assembly. Gene Ontology annotation, cellular component: ciliary transition zone. NCBI's taxonomy places the organism in Eukaryota, Metazoa, Arthropoda, Insecta, Hymenoptera, Cephidae. The record is from RefSeq and is a predicted model, not a curated record. The coding region runs from base 131 to 2458 and encodes 775 amino acids.